GUGAAUGCUUUGGGCUUUGAUGUGACUAAAAAUUGUGAUUUUGUAAAGAAAGUGAUUUUGUAACCGACAUGGCCAUUUUGUUGGGAUUCGUUGGUUAUUAAGGAUUAAUUUAUUAAUGAGAGAUAAGACAAAUUAGAUCACCUUCGGUCUUCUCUGUCUCUUUCUCCAUAACUCCGCUCCCUUCCUAUUUCAACUCGUUGGUUCAUCUCUGGCCAUUGCUGAUCUUUUUCAAUGCAGGUUUUGUUGGUGGAAACACAAGCACAGUAGAAGAAAUGCAGGCAAACAAAUCCAGCAGGAGAGCAUCGGAACCUCCUCACAGGAUAUCCACUGCAACCACUAGACCUAGUAGUUUAAGCAAGGCAGCUGGAGCAGAUGUUGACUCUACUGCAGGUAUUAAUCAGUCAAGGAAGAUCUCGUCUUACAGAAGCCAAAAGGAAAAUGAGCACCAAUCACACAGUAGUAAUUCAGUGCUUGAGAAGAGGCGUCCAAGCCAGUUUACCCAUCUGGAAUCCCAACUUGGAGAACUCCAAGAGGAACUGAAAAGAACAAAGGAUCAGCUAGCUUCAUCUGAAUCGAGUAGAAAGAGAGCUCAACAGGAAGCUGAAGAGGCCAAAAUGCAACUUCUUAUAAUAUCCUCCAAGUUUGAGGAUUCUCAGCGCCAACUUACAGAGUUGUUAGCAGCCGAAGAUGAUCGAAUACACGAGCUUCGCAAAAUUUCUCAAGAAAGAGAUAAGGCAUGGCAGUCAGAGCUGGUAGCUCUCCAAAACCAGCAGUCAAUUGAUAUGGCAGCUUGGAGCUCUGCCAUAAAAGAGAGACAGAAACUCAAAUCAGAGAUUGAGAUGUUUGUUAGAUCUGAGGCUGCAAUGACCAAACAACUUGAAGCUGCGAAGUUGGAACUGCAGGUUGUAAAAGAAGAAAUUAUGGAGAAAAAUUCUGCCAUGGAGAGGCUAAAAAUUCAAAUUGCAGAAAGAAAAGGUGUUGAAACCAAGGCAAGUGGAAGUUCUAAUGAGACCCAGCUUGAGCUGGAGAAGUCUAAAGCUAGAGUAAAUGAACUUGAAGACAUGGUGAAGAAAUUGCAAGCAGAGCAGCUAACCAGAUUUGGCCAAAAGGGAGAACAGGUGAAUAACAAUCUGCUAUCACUUUCUGCUAACAAAUUAAUCGACAGUCAAAAAACUAUUUCCAGUCAAACAGAAUCUAAACUGGAAUCUGACCUGAAGGAAGCAAAGGCUGAGAUUGCCAACUUGAAAUCAAAACUUGUCAAUAAGGAAUCAGAUCUCAGAAGCAUUUCACACAUGAAUAAGAAGUUGAAUGAUGAGAUAAGGGCACAGGUGAACCAAGUAGAAGCUGAAUUCAGUUCAAAGAUCACACAGGCAGCCAUCGAUAUCUCGGAAUUGAAGGUAAGGCUUGCGGAGAAGGAUGUCGAGCUCGAGAAAUUGUCAGAGGAGAACAAUCUGAUCAAAAUAGACACGGGGAAGAAAGACAUGGAAGGCAUCAAAAGUUAUGAGGCUGAAAUGGAGGCUGAAUUGAGAAGGGUGAAGCUGCAUUCAAAUCAAUGGAGGAAGGCUGCUGAAACUGCUGCUGCUAUUCUUAUGUCAGGAAGCAAUGGAAGGGUGAUUGAGAGAACUGGUUCUCUUGAUCCACAAUAUUUUUAUGAUGGAAAAAACUUGAUGAACUCACCAAAUUUUGAUGAAAUUGGUGGCGAUCUACCAAGGAGUAAGAAUCACAAUGUACUGGCAAUGAUUGGUGGGUUUUGGAAGAAGAGCUAGCUUAAUAACUGGCAUUGAAUUUGGAUUCUGGAACAUGAACAAAGUAUGCAAAUUCUCAUAUUUUCAUCUGAUCGAAUUUCAAAUAAUCUUCCAAAUAUUUGUGUGUGACUAUUUUAAUUCUAAAAUAUCACAUUUCUUCAAUUUAGUGUCUUGAUCU
Molecule: messenger RNA, 1923 nt
Organism: Dendrobium catenatum
Lineage: Eukaryota; Viridiplantae; Streptophyta; Magnoliopsida; Asparagales; Orchidaceae
Product: interactor of constitutive active ROPs 2, chloroplastic
Exons: 4
Coding region: 273-1766 (497 amino acids)
Source: RefSeq, a predicted model, not a curated record